Molecule: messenger RNA, 1535 nt
Organism: Myxozyma melibiosi
Lineage: Eukaryota; Fungi; Ascomycota; Lipomycetes; Lipomycetales; Lipomycetaceae
Product: 3-hydroxyacyl-CoA dehydrogenase
Exons: 3
Coding region: 239-1195 (318 amino acids)
Biological process (GO): fatty acid metabolic process
Molecular function (GO): oxidoreductase activity, acting on the CH-OH group of donors, NAD or NADP as acceptor; NAD+ binding
Source: RefSeq, a predicted model, not a curated record
GGAUGCUGUAGAAACUGGAAUUUUCAUGAGCAUCCGUUUGUUAGUGCGGGGCACGUCUUGGGAGUUCUGUAUUGGGUGGGGUUCAAGCAGAGUUGCCGAGGAUAAGCUCGACCUUGAUUUGUGAUUACUUCACUGCUAGCCAUAAAUUAGUUUUCUUUCCCGCCAGCUUCCGGAUCAAUAGCCAUUGAGCAAAGAUAUUCAGAAAAUACAUCACUACUUCGGAUUCUUACCUGUGAAUAUGCAUAAAUCGAGUUUCCUUCCCGUCGCAACGCGGCUCUCGAGACAAAUAACGACUUCGUCAUUGCGCCUUUCCAGAUCAUUCAGCAGUACGAAUUCCAUUCAAGACGUGAACAAGCUAGCAGUCAUCGGUGGAGGACAGAUGGGCCUGGGAAUUGCCUAUGUUGCUGCUUCUGUGUCAAACCUUUCAGUCAGUAUCAUCGAUAGUUCACCGGAAUCGCUGAGUAAAGGAUCCAAAUUCCUAGAUCAACUCUUAAACAAGGAUGUCAAGAAAGGUCGAAUAACGGCGGAGAAAGCCUCUGAGGUCCAGAAACUUAUACAAUCAACUACCAGCUUCGAUGCUGUUACAGACUCUGAUUUCAUUAUUGAGGCGGUACCGGAAAUUCCCAGUCUGAAGUUCGACAUCUUUGGCCGUCUGGCAAAAGAAGCGCCAGCCCACGCGAUUUUAAGUACCAAUACGUCCUCAAUUUCAAUCACAAAGAUCGCCGCAUCAGCAAAAGGUGCAGAGAGUAGAGUAAUCUCUACUCAUUUUAUGAAUCCAGUUCCUGUGCAGAAGGGCGUUGAAAUUAUAACUGGCCUGCAGACAGCGCCGGAAACCGUUGACGCUGCAAUGAAGCUUGUGAAGUCUAUGGGAAAAAUCCCAAGUAUCUCUGCCGAUAGUCCCGGAUUCUUAGCUAACCGGAUUCUGAUUCCGUAUAUCAACGAAGCAGUCAUCUGUCUAGAGACAGGUAUUGGCACUAAAGAGGAUAUUGAUAGCAUCAUGAAAAAUGGCUGUGCAAUGCCAAUGGGACCCUUAGCUUUGGCCGAUUUCAUUGGUCUUGACACUUGCCUGGCUAUCAUGAAUGUUCUCUACAACGACACAGCGGACUCGAAAUACCGGCCGUCUGUUCUUCUUCAGAAGAUGGUCGAUGCAGGAUGGCUAGGAAAGAAGAGCGGGAAGGGAUUUUAUGAUUAUUGAGCUCAAGCAUCGGCCGAGAAUAGUUGCUAUUGAGAUAUAAGUUUACUGUAUUGAUAAAAAUCAUCUACACUUGAUCAAGCUUUGAAGGUAUAUCUAUUGUACUCUGUGCGUGCAAGUAUUCGAUAAGGAAGGCGGCCUGCACGAUACUCACCACAGAGACUGAUACCACCCCAAUGCACGGUACAAGAGAGUAAACAGAACCCGUUGGAGGCAGUAUCUGAAACCCUUGAGAUAUUCCUCUGUAGACUAUUGCUAGGCCUCCUAGGAAGAAUUCUUGCAUUUAGUGGCGGUGACGCUUUAUGGCAGGAGUAGUAAUAGAGCAUUUUCGUAGAGAUAGAAC